AUGAGGUUCGAGGCAUCGGCGUCACGAGAUCGUGACAGCGCUUCCUCUGCCUCAGGCAAUGACUCGCUAAACGGUACCACCGUGGGGGUUGGUGGCGGAGCUGGCGCGUUCACGCCUGCAGCAGCAAGUACUGCGUCGAGUGCGACACAGCCGUGGUGGCGGCGAGCCGCCGCCGGUCUGGUGCAGUUUCUGAAAGAUCCUGAUUUGCGUCCCCUGUUUGAGCGGCAACGGUCGACGGAACCGCGUGUGGUACGUCUCAAUAACCCGACGUUCAACGCGAAGCAGCGCUUCAUGAGCAACUACAUAUCAACAACGCAGUACGAGCUGUGGACGUUUGUUCCAGUCUUUCUGGUGCGCCAGCUAUUGCGGCCGGCCAACUUCUAUUUCCUUAUAGUCGGUAUCCUGUACCUCAUUUCCUCGAUAACACCGGUGUUUACUGCUGGCCGGUACGCUACACUGGCGGCUCUGGCUUUUCUGAUUUUUAUCACUGCCGUAAAGGAGCUCGCCGAGGACCUGAAGCGAUAUCGAGAGGAUCGUCGUGUUAACGCGACGCUUGUUGAAGUUCUGAACAGUGGAAAUGCUGCAUCUGACGCGGAAAGUCACGUCAAAGCUUGGCGCGACGUUCAAGUCGGGGAUCUCGUCGUCGUUCGCCGUGACGAGGGCGUGCCUGCUGACCUCAUAGCGCUGUCGUCCAGCACGCCUGAUGGGACAUGCUUCGUGGAGACACGAGCAAUCGAUGGCGAAACGAAUCUCAAAGUCAAGUCAUGUAUUCCGCUGAAUCGCGACCUCUUCACACCAAAGCAGUUGCGGACACUGAUCGGUGAGUUCCACUGCGAGGCUCCGAACCCGCGCUUGUACGAGUUUGAAGGCCGCGCUCGCAUCGAAGUGCCCGACGAAACAGGUCUCCCGACUGGCGAGGUGGUGGAGUGCGCGGUCUCCCGGGACCAUUUGCUGCAGCGGGGUAUUGUGCUGCGCAACACGGACUGGGUGAUCGGCAUUGCCGUUUAUACCGGAAAAGAGACGAAACUCAUGAUGAAUCUGAAAAGGGAAGCGCACAAAGUUGGUCGCAUCGAGAAAACGAUCACGAGAUUCAUUCUCGCUCUCAUUUGCAUCCAGUUUUUCAUUGCGUUAAUUCUGACCAUCUUGAACGGCGUCUGGGCACACCGGCACUUGCAUCCGUCGCAAACCUGGUACUUGGAUGAGCGCUACAGCGUGGGUAACGUCGUACUCCGCUUUUUCACGUUCUUUUUGACGAUUUCGAACUUUGUUCCGAUUUCGCUCUACGUUACCAUGGAAAUCGUUCGAGGUCUGCAGUCGAUUUUCAUUGUCGUUGACGACCAUAUGUACUGCUGGGAGACGCGUACACGAGCCCGGUGCCGGAACUCGACGCUCAACGAUGAGCUUGGCCAGAUCACGCACGUUUUUACCGACAAGACCGGAACGAUGACCCAAAACAUUAUGGAAUUCGCCAAAGCGUACGUUGACGGCGAAGAGAUUACGCAGCGUCGGCGGGAUCAUGAGAACGAUUUGGAGUUUUUCCGAUUGCUUGCGCUUUGCAACACGGUAGCCCCGUCCCGCGACGAUACCACUGGACAAAUCGAGUACCAUGCGCCGAGUCCGGAUGAGCGGGCGCUGGUCAUUGCUGCCCACUACAGUGGCGUCACGCUCUACGACCGCAACGCGCUGAGUAUGAUUCUGCUCGAGGACGAACAGCCGGUGACCUACGCAGUGUUGCACGUGCUCGAAUUCACAUCCGAGCGUAAGCGCAUGUCGAUUGUUGUUCGGAAGCCCGACGGUCGCAUUCGAUUGUACACCAAAGGCGCAGACUCGGUGAUGUGUGCGCGAGCUCGUUCAACGGACACGAAAGCCGAACAGGCUCUGGCCGGUAUUCAGCAGGCAGUGCAUCGUUUUGCGCUCGCUGGUCUGCGGACCUUGGUCGUUGGUUAUCGCGAUCUCGACGAAGACCUGUACGCCGAAUGGGCGAAACGCUAUACGGAGGCGUCAUCUUCGAUGGAAAAUCGUGCGAGCCAAGUUGAGGCGCUGGCGGACGAGAUUGAACGCGACUUGACGUUGCUCGGCGUGAGUGCCAUUAUCGAUUACCUGCAGCGUGAUGUUCCAGACACUCUGCGAUCACUUUAUUUCGCCGGUAUUAAAGUCUGGAUGCUGACCGGCGAUAAACAGGAGACGGCAAUCAACGUGGGUCUUUCAUCGGGCUUGCUCGGCCGCAACAUGGACAUCGUGGUGUUGAGUCCGGGCGAUGCUGCCGAUAUCGACGCACAACUGGACUGUGCGGAAGCGCGUUGGCGGGCGCUCGAAGUCGACGGCGUCAGUGCGAUCGCCAAGGCGCUCGUGGUGGGCGGUGAUGUACUGGAUGUUGCACUGCAGGGGAGCUUGCGGCGAAAACUUGUGCGCGUCAGCGAGUAUGCGCGAUGCGUCAUUGCCUGCCGCAUGACGCCGAAGCAGAAAGCGGAACUUGUGCGUUGCAUGCGAGAGAACAACCCGCAUGCCACGACGCUAGCAAUCGGGGACGGAGCGAACGAUGUCGGCAUGAUCCAGGUCGCGCACGUCGGGGUCGGUAUUGCUGGACGCGAAGGCAUGGAGGCUGCACUCGCUAGCGAUUUUUCGAUUGGGGAGUUUCGCUUCCUGAAGCGUCUUGUGCUGGUGCACGGCCGCUGGUUCUACAAACGCAACAGCAAGCUUGUGGUGUAUAUGAUCUAUAAGAAUGCGGCUCUGGCAUCGUUCGAGAUCUGGUUUGCAACGAAAUCGGCGUUCAGCGGAGCACAGUUCUUCAAUCCCUGGCUUGGCGCCAUGUACAACGUUUUCCUGACAUCCAUACCGGUGAUCGUGUUGGCGACCCUGGAUCAGGAAGUGUCUGCCGCGUACACGCUAUUUUAUCCGGAGAUUUAUCGCAGCGGGCAACGCAAUACCAGCGGACGUUGGCGAGUGUUUGCCUAUUGGUUUUUCACAGCGCUCUGUCAGUCGGUGGUCAUGUUCUACUUGACUUUUUAUGCCCGCGCGGACGGUCCAGGAAACGGCGGGCAAAUGCUGGGCAAGAGCAUUUUCGAAAUGACUUGCUUCACUGAGCUGGUUGUGGUCGUGCAUCUGCAGCUUGCGCUGUAUCAAGCACGCUGGACGUUGUUUUCGUUCUGCUUAUACUUUUUCAGCGCAACCUUGUGGUUCUGGCUAGGACCUGCAUUCUGUGCACGAACCUUUACCGUGGACUUGGACCUAGCAGCAAUGCUAUACUGGAACGCGAUGCGGAUAUUCAGCGAGCCGCUGCUUUGGCUGAUCAUCAUCUUGUGUGUGAUCAUCUGCGAGACACCACCGCUUUUGAUCCAUCACUGGAAUCGAAUGUAUUUCCCGUCACCCAAAGUUAUUGUACAGGAACUGGAGUGGUUCGGCGUCUUGCAUCGCAAACGCACACCGCAUCCGACACAAGCGUAUGAUGUUGAGCCCAAGUUUGUGCAACUCACGCGCCGCGCUGCGAACCAACGCGAAUACGAGGCAGUCCCGAUGACGUAUUCCGGUGAUACGUUCACUCACGAGAGUUUGCCUGGCGGCGGGAUGCCGUGGAACCGGAGCCCGCGCUCCUUGGGCGCUGGUGCUCGGAGCCACGCGCCUUCGAGUGGUCACGUUUCGCGCCUGUCGGACGUGGACUUGACCAUACGAGAGCGCUCUCGUCGGCGUUUCUACUCGACCGACGUGAGUGCGGUCAACCUGCGUACCCAGCGCACAGGACGCGCUCAAUCGCUCAUGGGCGCGCAGUUUGAUAAUCAUCUGGGGCUCAGCGGAAACAACCUGCUGAACGCUGGGGCAAGUUUGGUAGAUGCGCGCACCCAGUCGACGCUGCGUGAAGCACCGCAGCAGCAGCAGCAGCAGCAGCAGCAUCCAUUCUUCGCUGAAAACAUCAUUCGUGAAGAUAAUGACGACGGCGACGACGACGUUGAUGAUGAUGAUGAUGAUGAUGAUGCUGGUGGUGUCCAUGCACCACCCACGACGCUGUGA
Molecule: messenger RNA, 4005 nt
Organism: Cyanidioschyzon merolae strain 10D
Lineage: Eukaryota; Rhodophyta; Bangiophyceae; Cyanidiales; Cyanidiaceae
Product: phospholipid-transporting ATPase IA
Exons: 1
Coding region: 1-4005 (1334 amino acids)
Biological process (GO): phospholipid translocation
Cellular component (GO): plasma membrane
Molecular function (GO): ATP hydrolysis activity; ATPase-coupled intramembrane lipid carrier activity; ATP binding
Source: RefSeq, a predicted model, not a curated record